Molecule: messenger RNA, 1862 nt
Organism: Atta colombica
Lineage: Eukaryota; Metazoa; Arthropoda; Insecta; Hymenoptera; Formicidae
Product: peptidyl-prolyl cis-trans isomerase FKBP8
Exons: 6
Coding region: 419-1801 (460 amino acids)
Molecular function (GO): protein binding; peptidyl-prolyl cis-trans isomerase activity
Source: RefSeq, a predicted model, not a curated record
UAAAUGUGUAGUAGUAUGCGUAUGAUGCGCGUAGAACUGAGCUAAUAAAAAAAUUACACUUUCACCCAUUCAUAUUUUCAUCCGUUUCGGACAUAUCUACUUCAAUUAGAUAAUGCUAUAAAUAAUUUUCUUUUAAACAAAUUCUCGAUCCCUCGCACAAAUAAAAUUUUUGGCCUGAUUGCAUGGCACUUCAGGACUUUACGUAACGAUUUUCUUUACAUAUCUUCGAGACCUUCAAGUUUUGUAACGAUUCGAUUAUCGAUCCAGUAAUUAGUUUCCUAUAGUUUACUUUUGAGCGGACACAUGUUGCACGUGUGAGUCUUAUCGCAUUGUCCGAUUGUCGUGGCAUCUUCCAACAGACCACAACAGUGAGCAGAAUUUAUACGAGAAGUUAUAGCCUAGCCUGCUUUUUCUAAAAAUGACCAUCACCCUUUACACUACUGAGAUGAAUGAGAAUAUGUCAUCAGAAGAAGAGGUGCUGACUGAUGUUUCUUGUGAGAUAUCUAAUCACGAUAACAAUGAAGUAUUAUCCCUUAAACCUACUUCUUUAGAGGAUCAAUCUAAGGAAGAUCAACCUAAGCAGGAUCAACCUAAGGAAGAUCACUCUAACAAGGAUCAACCUAAGAUAGCUCAACCUAAGAUGGAUCCACUUGAGGAAGAUCAACCUAAGGUGGAUCAAUCUAAGGAAAAUCAACUUAAAAUGGAUCAGUCUAAGAUGAAUCAAUCUGAGGAAGAUCGAUCUAAGGAAGAGCAAUCUAAGGAUGAUCAAUCAAAGGAGGAUCAACUGAAAGAGGAUCAACCUAAGGAAGAAUGGUUAGAUAUAAUUGGCAAUGGUCAGCUGAUGAAGAAAGUUAUAAAGAAGGGCACAAAAGAUGUAAAACCAAUACAAAAAGAUAUAUGUACAUUAAAAUUUACUGGUGUGCUUGAUGAUGGCACAGUGGUGGAAGAUCAAGAUAAUAUUUCGAUACAAUUAGGAGAUUUUGAAGUAAUACAGGGAUUAGACCUAACGAUUGUAUUAAUGGAAUUGGGUGAAAUUGCUGAAAUAAAAAUCAAUCCUAGAUUUGCUUAUGGCACACGUGGAGAAGGAUCUGUACCACCUAAUGCUACUAUUACAUACAUAGUUGAAUUGAAAGCAAUAGAGGAUAAUCCUGAUAUAGAAAGUCUAAGCGUCAAGGAAAGGAGAGAACUAGGUAACAAGAAACGCCAACGUGGAAACUGGUGGUUUGUUCGCAAGGAGCUUAAUUUUGCAAUACAGUGUUAUCGGAGAGCGUCAGAGUAUCUACAAAUAGACGGUAUGAAUUGGAACGAAGAAAAUGAAGAAUCAGGGCCGAUUACCGAUAGCCAACUGCAGGAACUGUUGGAUGAUUGCAUAAAAGUGUAUAAUAAUUUAGCAGCUGCAUUAAUUGAGAUAGGAUCUUACAACACAGCUUUAGAAAAUGUAGAGAGAGUUCUGAAGUAUCAACCAAAAAAUUCAAAAGCUUUAUUUAGAAAAGGAAGAAUAUUAAAAGCCAAGGGAAAUUAUGGAAAGGCUUAUAUGGCUUUCCUUGAAGUGCAAAAAAUAGAUCCAGAUAUAAAAUCGUUACAAACAGAAUUAAUGACUUUAAAAGAAAUAAUUUUAAAACAGACUGAGAAAGAAAAGCAUCUGUAUGCUAAAAUGUUGGGUAUAAAUAAAGAGACUGAUAAGUCAUCAAAGAAUAUAAAAGUAGAAGAAAAAAGUAAACUCGCUAAAGGAAUUCUAUGGACUGCGAUUGGAGCAUCUGCCGCUGUCAUCGGUAUACUUGUACACAGAUUUGUUUCAUGAAGAAAAAAGAAAAUGAAUAAAGACCAGAAUAAUAAACCAGAAUUAAAUGAGGUACAGAAUU